AUGAAAAAACUCGCCGUCUUUCCUGCCUCUGGCAAGCUGGGCUCGGCCACAUACCAGACACUCAGCAAAUUGCUUCCACCACAACAGCUCGUUCUUAUCUCUCGACACCCAGAAAAGGUCCCCGAAGAUCUGAUCAAGGCCGGAAUCGAGACUCGCAAGGCCGAUUACGAUGCUCCCGAGACGCUCAAGAACGUAUUCGACGGCAUCUCAUAUCUGUUGCUGGUUUCAUAUCCGAGUAUCCAAAUCGAGCACCGCUUCCGAGCUCAUCAAAAUGCCAUGACAGCGGCUCUUGAGAGUACCCCGGGCAUCGAACACGCCUUUUACACCUCGCUGGGAUUUGGGGGAGACGGGAGACCGUCCUCAGCCGCAUAUGUCAUGCAAGCACAUCUGCGGACAGAGGCCUGGCUGAGAGAAGUUGCCAACCGCGAAGGUGAUGGCUUCACGUUCACAGUCAUCCGAGAGGGCAUAUACUCUGAGACGUGGCCCAUGUACACUUCAUUCUUCGAUCCGAGAGCAGGCAACAACAGCACGGCUUACUUACCUCACGACGGCACUGGACCUGGCAUCGCAUGGGCUUGCAUUAGGGACCUGGGAGAGGCAACCGCAAGACUGAUCAAAGAAUAUAUUGACAACCCCAGCGAUCCCCGGUAUGUCAACAAGAUCAUCAUCCUUACAGGACCCAGGGAUUGGUCUUUGAAAGAGACCGUCGAGGUUCUCGGAAGGCUCGGCGGAGGGGGUGCAUCGAUCGAACAGGUCUCUUCGGACGAGCACGCACAUAACCCUAAGGUCGUGGAGAAAAUCGGAUCCCAUGGUCCAGGCAACAGUGUAGCGAGAGACUGGACGACAGUGUUUGAAGCAGUACGCAAUGGCGAGACUUCAGUCGUCAAUGGCGAGCUCGAAAGGUUACUCGGGCGAGCUCCGGAGUCCUUUGAGGAGACAGCAAAGCGGAUGCUUGCGAAUUGA
Messenger RNA from Exophiala spinifera, 963 nucleotides. RefSeq lists its product as uncharacterized. The transcript is spliced from 2 exons. The record is from RefSeq and is a predicted model, not a curated record. The coding region runs from base 1 to 963 and encodes 320 amino acids. Lineage: Eukaryota; Fungi; Ascomycota; Eurotiomycetes; Chaetothyriales; Herpotrichiellaceae.